Messenger RNA from Penaeus vannamei (Pacific white shrimp), 1983 nucleotides. Lineage: Eukaryota; Metazoa; Arthropoda; Malacostraca; Decapoda; Penaeidae. The record is from RefSeq and is a predicted model, not a curated record.
AUGGUUAGCGUGGUGGGCGGCCUCCUGUCACAGAGCGCCCUUCGGGCAGUGGGCGGCGAGGAGCGGCCGCAAGGGCCUGUCUCGCUCUUCGGAAAGGGGCAGGUGGGCGCCCACGCCAGCUGGAUGCAAGCCCGACUCUCAAAAGGCGUGGCCGCCCACUGGAGCAAGAGCGAGCCCGCCCCGACCCUCGUGGUGGGCGGCCCAGCCAUCUUGGGUCAGUCUGGCCUCUCAGACUCCCGGUCGCUUGGCCCGACUGGACCGUCCGACCCGAAAAGCCACCAUGCCUCCGCCCCACUUCUUGGGACCUGGGCUUGCGUAGGGACCUUCUUAGAGCCCCGCAGAAGGGCUAGAAAUGUCUUGACAGUAGACAGGAGCGCCACUCCGAAGCAAGUGCCUGUCGGGGUGCAUGUGCCCAGCAUAGGACCAGGUGCGUCAGCGCCGCCUUCGUGUUUGUCCCGCGUCCCCACAUCGACGUCGGCUCCGUGCUCUGCGGCGUCUGGUGCGCUGACCACGAGCGCCCCGACGUCUGCCUCGCCUGCGACGACGGCAGCACUGCCAGCUACAUGCAUGUGUAGUUCUCGGCUUGUUCACAACGCAUGCGAGGGCGCGAGCCCUCCUCCAGACGGGAACGGCCCAGCGGCCAAAGGAGCUACGAACGGCCCUGCUCACAUGACGGGUUCCACGAGGCCUGGCCGAGCGGUGGCGCGUGUGCCUGGAAUCACGGACGCGUCCGCGCCAAGCGGAUGUGUGACGCCUGGACCCAGGGGCACCAGAGGCAACAGGCGACGCCCCCGCAGACCGAAGGGCGCGAAGAGCACAGGGAGAUAUAAAUCCGGAGCAAAGGGCAGAUCCGAGAGUGGUAUGGUGCACAGACAUCCGACAGGAGCAGAGACUGGCCUCAGCGUUGCACCUGUGACAGGGGAAGUCAGUUCAAGCAGCCGAACUCUCAGGUUCACAGAUGGGGCGGCGGCAGCAGGUCACGUGUUCCUGCUCACGCCCGGGACCUGCCCGGAGACCGUCAUGGCCAGCGAUACGGGCGCACCAGUGAGGAGGAACUGCGCUAUUCAAAUACCUCCUACCAAACGUGAAUCGGAUGAAAUGAGUAACAUUAAUUAUCAAUUGUGUCGAGCACGUUCCGAGUGGCCUCUGACCCCGCUUUCAGACACCGAAGUCACUCGGGGGCGUUUAGCCUCCGUGGCCCGAACGUGCGAGAACGAGCAGCAGAUCCCGUCAUUCCCCAGGGACGGAGAGCCAAUUCCUGCGGAUCGAGUCAUCUGCCGUGAGGACGUGGCCGAGGCUGCGAGGGGGGCAAGCGCGGGCGGGCACGUGCUGGGCCUCACGGGCAGAGCGGGGCAGGCCAGCGUCGGCGCUUCGGUGGCGGCCUCUGGCAGCUGGAUGGCGGAGCUACCGCCUCGCCGAGCUCCCUCACCUCAGUGUCCCGCUCCCCUACGCGCUAGUCACCCUUGCCACGAUUCUGCGUGGACUGCAGCUUCCUGCCACGUCUCUGUCAUGAACUCUCUCGCGCCCGAGCACUCCCGAGUGACAGCCCAUGACACGCCGCCUGACGGCCACCCUCCGCCGCCCGAGCCGCCUCCAGCUGUAACGACAGGCGGCGCUGGGGAGGGCGAGAAGGCCGCGCCUCUCAAGGCAGAAAAUGCAGCCAAAGGACACUCACACUUCAUGCUAGGGACGACGUGUGGGCGCGGCCAAUGGGCGCCCGGGCUCAGGGAAGACAUCCGCGCUUUUGACAUCUACAAAAUCAGUGGGGGUGUGUGCGAGACCCACGUGCCCCCCCUCCCCGCCCUCCCCACCCAGUCCGACACUGACACCGACACCGACGAAGGCUCGCUCGGGCAGGUUCCGCGGGCCCUCAGGAAGCGGAAGAUUAAUGCCGAGAUGCGCGACGGAGUGGAGAGGAAAAGGUGCAGAGAAAGCGAGGACGAAGAGGACGAGGAAGACAAGCUCAGACUCGAAGGCUGCUGA